AUUUGAAUUAAAGUAUUAUUAAACUGUAAACACGUGUGUAACUGUAUUAUUUAUCGUUUUCAAUUUUUAACAAUGAAUAUUGUUAGUGAAAUAUUAAAAAAGUCAGCUGAAAAUGAUAAAAUAAAGGAAAUUACAGUGCAAAAGGAUAUUGAACUUGACAUUGAUGUAGGAACUCUUUUGGCAUCUGAUUACAAUGUAAUCGACAACAAAAGUUUUAGCUCGAAUCAAGAGGAGUAUUUGAAAAAUUUAACACGAGAUAAUGUACAGUUAAUAGUAAAUAAAAUUUGGGAAUUACCAACAGAACGAGUGGAAGAAGCGAUUGUUGCGAAAUUACCAAAUCCCACAUUUGUUUUGCCUCGAGCACGUAAGGUACCUAAGCCAAAGCCAUUAACAAAAUGGGAGGAAUUUGCCAAAAAGAAAGGAAUCACGAAAAAGAAGAAGGGUACCUCGAAACUUAAAUGGGACGAAGUUCUUCAGAAAUGGGUACCCGGUUAUGGUUUCAAACGUGCUGAAGCCGAAAAACAAAAAGAUUGGCUGGUUGAAUUGGCAGAUGACGGUACACCAAAAGAGGAUCCAUUCCAAGCGAAAACCACCGCAAAACAAGAGAGACAAGCUAAAAAUGAACUUCAAAGGUUACGAAAUAUAGCAAAGGCAAAGAAUGUAAAAGUUCCUCGAGUUGGACUUCCUAGUUCUGAUCAUUUCAAAAGUUCACGACAACUUGCAACGGCAGUAACAGUCGCACGAGUUUCCACGGCAUCUGUUGGAAAGUUUCAAGACAGACUUCCAAAAGAAAAAGAUGCUAAGGAUAUUGCUUCUCAAGUACCUGGAAUGAAAAGAAAACGUGAGGCACCUCCAAAGAAUGCUUUAGAGGAGAAAAAACGUAAUGUCGAUGUUUUGAAUGGUAUUCUUAAGAGUAGGAAUAAAAUACUUAAAGAUGAUAUUGGAGUGCCUUCUACAAGUACGUCAGUACCACGCGAACGAGAGGGAAGGAAGAAAAAGGCCGGCAAACCUGGUAAAGGAGCGAAAAAGCCAAAAGCAGGCAAAGGAAAAAGGGAUCCACAUACAAAAGUAGGUGGAAGAAAACGAAGAUAGAAAAAUUAAUAACUAGACACGUAUGUUUGUAAAUUUUAUUUACUUCCGACUUUAAUAAAUUAUACCAUUAAUUUUCAAA
This is a messenger RNA of Leptopilina boulardi, 1171 nucleotides long. Its product is annotated as ribosome biogenesis regulatory protein homolog. Lineage: Eukaryota; Metazoa; Arthropoda; Insecta; Hymenoptera; Figitidae. Gene Ontology annotation, cellular component: preribosome, large subunit precursor; nucleus; nucleolus. Gene Ontology annotation, molecular function: protein binding. The coding region runs from base 73 to 1092 and encodes 339 amino acids. Gene Ontology annotation, biological process: ribosomal large subunit export from nucleus; endonucleolytic cleavage in ITS1 to separate SSU-rRNA from 5.8S rRNA and LSU-rRNA from tricistronic rRNA transcript (SSU-rRNA, 5.8S rRNA, LSU-rRNA); ribosome biogenesis. The record is from RefSeq and is a predicted model, not a curated record. The transcript has 5 exons.